GACGCAGCCUCGCUCUUGCUCCCCUUCCCACCAGUCGCUCCUCCCCCUGCUUCCCGGCGUGACGGUGGGCGUGGUUCGUCUCCAGGCCCUUUCUUCCGAGGCCGGGAAAACCGAGGGAUGCCCAUGCGCAGUUGGACGCCUCGGGCGCGUGGCACCGCCUCUCCGCCCAUCUCCCCGCCCCGCUGUCCUGGGCGGGGCGGGGCCGAGAGUCCAGCUGCUGCUGGCUACAGAUUCAGUGACUUCCUUGUUGUGAGCACCGGCCCGGCAGUGUCCCGACUCGUAGCCCCGCUGUUCUUACCGGGACCGCUAGCCCGAGUCUAGGUGGCAGCCGCGGCCCCACCCCGUCGUCACCUUUUCCGCACAGAUCCUUUCCCCGCACGCCCUGCGCUCCCUAACAUGCCCAACCCCAGCAGCACCUCCUCUCCCUACCCCCUCCCUGAGGAAAUUAGGAACCUGUUGGCAGAUGUUGAAUCAUUUGUAGCAGACAUACUGAAAGGGGAAAAUUUAUCCAAGAAAGCAAAAGAAAAGAGAGAAUCCCUUAUUAAGAAGAUAAAAGAUGUAAAGUCCAUCUAUCUUCAGGAAUUUCAAGACAAAGGUGAUACAGAGGAUGGGGACGAAUAUGAUGACCCUUUUGCUGGGCCUCCAGACACUAUUUCAUUAGCCUCAGAACGAUAUGAUAAGGAUGAUGACGCUCCUUCGGAUGGUUGGAACAAGAAGAAAUUGAGACCCUAAAUAGGC
Molecule: messenger RNA, 738 nt
Organism: Carlito syrichta (Philippine tarsier)
Lineage: Eukaryota; Metazoa; Chordata; Mammalia; Primates; Tarsiidae
Product: src kinase-associated phosphoprotein 2-like
Exons: 5
Coding region: 397-732 (111 amino acids)
Cellular component (GO): plasma membrane; cytoplasm
Source: RefSeq, a predicted model, not a curated record